GAAAGAACAUAUUUACCGUGUGAAUUCGACUGAAUAGGAUCUUAAAACGUACGUCCUUCAAUAAAACGGUGUAGAUAUAUUUAACGUAAAAUAAAGUAUAAAUAAAGAGAGAUAAACAAUUUUUUCAUGUAAUUUGUGUGGUAUUUUAUUCGUUUAAUUGACAAAAAAAGUUAUUCGGGAUGUCGGGAGGAAGCCGGUCAGUUUUGGUGUGUAUUGAUGCAAGUGAAUUUGCAGAAAGAGCGUUUGAAUAUUAUGUACAAAAUGUUUGGAGACAGGGUGACAAUGUGAUCUUGGGUUAUAUACCAGAAUUUUACAAUUUUGAGUUUGCAAGUCCGAGAGUAAUUGAGCAAUUAUUAAAGGAAGAAUCGGACAAAUGCAAUAAGGUUGAAGAAAAGUACAAACAGAAAAUGACUGAACACAAUCUUUCAGGAAAAUUCAAAACAGACAGAGGAAAACCAGGAGAUGCUCUUUGCAAAAUGGCGCAAGAUGAGGGCGCCACACUUAUCGUUAUAGGGUCACGUGGUCUUGGGAAAGUACGGAGAACGCUUAUUGGAUCCGUUAGUAGUGACGUAUUACAUCACGCGCACGUGCCAGUUCUCGUCUGCAAAUAAAAACAGGUGUUCUAAAUAAAAAAAAUGUGUGUGCAUUUUAUAGAACUGUUCAUAUACCCAUUGACUAUGAAUUAGUUUAGUUCCAAGUAUAUUGUAGUAUUAGUAUUUGUUUAGAUCUAAUACAAUGUAAUGCAUUUUUAAAAAGCAAAAAAUCAAUAUUUCGUUAACUUCAAAUACAUGUAUAUUUGAUAUUGGUGACUUUAUGCGCAACAAGGGAUAACAAAAAACGGCAGUUUUGCACUAUCUUAUUUUUAAUGGUAGUGUUAUUUCUUAUCCAAAGGAAAUUAAUUCAUACUCAGAGUUUCAUACGAAAUUGGUCCCCACUCCCUUUUGAUUAAGCAUUGCUGUUCACGUGAAGGGAAGAAAGAAUAUGCACAUUUUUACGCCUAAAACAGUUAUAUAAGUGCCUUGUUUAUGCGUGCAUUUUAGUAUCUAGGAUCCUGCUAUCAAAUACAUAUGGUAUGUUUGUUGACAAUCACAGGGGUGGUGCUAUUCUUAUUAGGCAAUAAAUUAUAUGAUUUUGGCCGUACUAUAGUUAAUAUUCUCUUUGACCAUUUACAAGUAAAGUUUUUUGUUUUUGUUUUAGUGGUAACUAUAGCAACUACAUAUAGACUGAUCAAGCUUUUUAUUUUUAAUUAUUAUUGUAUUUUUUCAACCAGUAACAGUUUUUCCUAAAGUCCUUUUUUAAAAAAAAGAACUGUUUUUGUAAACGUGCUACAUAUGUACUUGGACAUUUCACUGUGACAUUAUAGUCUUUUUUAGUUGUAUAUAUGUAAUCAGAUUUUAUGCACAUAUUUUACAUAGUACUUUUUUAGUUGUCUAUGUGUAAUCAGAUUUUAUACACAUAUUUUUACAUACUUGAAAAAUAAACCUCAUAAAACGAA
Molecule: messenger RNA, 1495 nt
Organism: Ruditapes philippinarum (Manila clam)
Lineage: Eukaryota; Metazoa; Mollusca; Bivalvia; Venerida; Veneridae
Product: universal stress protein Sll1388-like
Exons: 4
Coding region: 180-611 (143 amino acids)
Source: RefSeq, a predicted model, not a curated record